Microdochium trichocladiopsis is the source of this 1185-nucleotide messenger RNA. RefSeq lists its product as uncharacterized. Gene Ontology annotation, biological process: iron ion transport; intracellular iron ion homeostasis; copper ion import. NCBI's taxonomy places the organism in Eukaryota, Fungi, Ascomycota, Sordariomycetes, Xylariales, Microdochiaceae. The annotation marks the transcript as partial. The record is from RefSeq and is a predicted model, not a curated record. Gene Ontology annotation, cellular component: plasma membrane. Gene Ontology annotation, molecular function: ferric-chelate reductase activity. The transcript has 2 exons.
GUCUAUGCUUUGUCUCUUUGCGGUAUCCUCAUUGCGCUAUUCAUAGCGCGGCAGGUGUUGCCGCUUAUCUACAUCUGGUGUCGUGCUCUCUUUCUUCUGGUGCUCCGGUUGUUCAGCUACACCUUCAUAAUCAAUCGCCAUCGAUGGGCAGGACCCUGGACCAUUAGUCUCAUCCUCGGUCGAGGUAUAUAUGUGGUAUCAAAUGCGGUGUGCCUGCUACUGCCGCAGCCAUCGCGAACAGAACUGGCAUCACGAGCUGGCUAUUUAGCAGCAACUAAUAUAACGCCACUCUUCCUGUCAUUCCACUUAGACUUUCUAGCUAAUUCUCUGGGCCUAUCCCGUAAAACGACACAAGAAGUACACAAAGCGGCAGGGGUCAUGACCUUCGCGCUACUGCUUCUCCACGUCUCUCUGUCUCUCGAUCUUGAAGAAGUACUCGAUCUAUGUAGGAUAAUGGUAUCGACCUCUGUAGGACUUAUGGCGGUUCUCAGCAUAGUCCCUCUCAGGAAGCAUUUAUACGAAGUCGCAGACAAGACCCAUAAAGCCCUCGCAGUCAUCAUCGCCUUCUCCACAUGGCAACAUAUAAGCACCACCGCUUAUGUGCAACAGUGGUUGUUGUUUACCCUGAUUGGAAUGAUCGGUCUUGUUCAUGCUGUGCAGUUCUUGCUAUUUCUGUACCGGAAUAUUCGCUGGGGCAAACCAUUCCCUGAAGCAGAUAUUAUAAAAGAUGGGGUUAUCGUGAGAAUAGUCCUCCAGCUGCCGCGUCCGAUCAAGAUCGACGCUGGACAAUACAUCAGCCUGAGCAUUGUGUCCCGGGCUCUCGGCUAUUGGUCGUGGGCGCAAAGCCAUCCCUUUACCAUUACUUCGUGGUCCCCUCUAAAGCAGGACAAACUAGAGCUAUAUGUCCAAUGCCGAGGCGGGCUAACCUUGCAACUUCUCAAAGAGGGCGUGCGGAAUCAUCUCGCAUUCUUCAGCGGCCCUUAUGGAAAAUCACAUUCCUUGAAGGAGGCUAAGUGUGUUCUGAUGUUAACCACGGACUUCGGGAUUAUUGCGGUCUGUCCCUACCUGAAGAAGAUUACUGCGACACACAAAUGCCGUGCCCACCUUGUCUGGCACGUAAAGAGGCUUAGCGAGUUCGCUCCAUUAGUAGCCUUACUGAAUAACUAUCUACAGGAUCCAACCCUC